This is a messenger RNA of Exophiala aquamarina CBS 119918, 1197 nucleotides long. Its product is annotated as mitochondrial trans-2-enoyl-CoA reductase. Gene Ontology annotation, molecular function: trans-2-enoyl-CoA reductase (NADPH) activity. Gene Ontology annotation, biological process: fatty acid metabolic process. Bases 1 to 1197 code for a protein of 398 amino acids. Lineage: Eukaryota; Fungi; Ascomycota; Eurotiomycetes; Chaetothyriales; Herpotrichiellaceae. Gene Ontology annotation, cellular component: mitochondrion. The transcript has a single exon. The record is from RefSeq and is a predicted model, not a curated record.
AUGCCGUCGUUUAGAACGGCAACGCGAGCACUCGGGCCACGAACCCGGCCGAUAUUGUCCUCUGAGCCUCUCGUGAUUAACCGGAGAGCAAUCAGCAGUUACGGCUAUACCCAGGCCAAAGCUCUGGUAUAUUCCAAAUAUGGCGAGCCGCGGGACGUCUUGUCGCUCCACGGCCACUCCAUUUCUCCUGUUUCCGGGACCAACGUCGUUGUUCGCAUGCUCGUGGCGCCCAUUAAUCCCGCCGACGUCAACCAGAUUCAAGGCGUGUAUCCCUCCAAACCGGCAAUGAGCACGUCACUCGGUACACCGGAGCCCACUGCCGUAGCCGGAAACGAGGGAGUGGCAGAGGUGAUAAGCACAGGAUCUGGUGUCAAGAGCUUGAGCAAAGGCGACUGGGUCAUCAUGAAAUACACGUCUCAAGGCACAUGGCGGACACAUAUGGAUAUCAACGAGAGCAAACUACUAAAAAUUGACAAUAAGGAGGGCCUCACGCCAUUACAAGCUGGGACCGUAUCGGUCAAUCCAUGCACGGCGUAUCGCAUGCUACUGGACUCGGCCAAAUGGGGGUUCCGUGGAGAUGAAUGGUUUAUCCAAAACGGCGCCAAUAGCGGCGUGGGCCGAGCAGCGAUACAAUUGGGCAAAGAGUGGGGCUUCAAGAGUAUCAAUGUCAUCCGCGGCCGCGAGGACAAGCAAGAAGAACAGAAACUCCGUCAAGAACUGCUCGACAUCGGCGCCACAAAAGUCAUCACCGAGGAUGAACUCCAGGGCCGCGAGAUCAGGGACCAAAUCAAAGAAUGGACCAAUGGUGGCCGUGAAGAAGUCAAAGUUGGUCUGAACUGUGUCGGAGGCAAGCCAGCAACAGCGCUCGCUAAAUUCCUCAGUCCUGGCGCGACAAUGGUGACUUACGGAGCAAUGAGCAAACAGCCCGUCACAUUGCCCGCAUCACUACUGAUAUUCAAGGAGAUAUCAUUCAAUGGCUUCUGGGUCAGCAAAUGGAGCGACAGGCAUCCGGACCAGAAGAAACAGACCGUCGAGGAUGUGCUGAGGUUGACUCGCGAGGGGAAAUUCAGGGACAUCCCAGUGCAGGAAUGCACUUGGGGUUGGGGAACUGAUGCCGGAACCCUGAAGGAGGCCGUUCAAGGUACUCUGGGCGGCUUCAGAGCAGGCAAGGGAGUCUUCGUGUUUGAGGAAUCUUGA